This is a messenger RNA of Gadus chalcogrammus (walleye pollock), 1451 nucleotides long. RefSeq names its product keratin, type I cytoskeletal 18-like. Gene Ontology annotation, molecular function: structural molecule activity. The record is from RefSeq and is a predicted model, not a curated record. Lineage: Eukaryota; Metazoa; Chordata; Actinopteri; Gadiformes; Gadidae.
UGGUAAACAAGUCCCUCCCCUUUCGUCUCACCUGCUUAUAAGCACACCUGUCGCAUCAGCAACACACAAUUCCCUGAACCACUCACACUCCUUGUCGUUACAUAUACAGACAGCCAGACCCCAGCAGCAUGUCGUCCAGCAUGUCCGUGAGGAGCUUCUCCCUGGGCCGCCAGCCCUCCUUCUCCAGCCUCUCCCUGAGGGACAGCGUCCGCCAGCGGUCCCGGGCCUCCGUCUCCUUCUCCUCCUCGGGCCCACUCGGCCGCUCGGCCUCCAGCCUGGAACUCAACGGGCCCGUCAGCCUGCAGCACAACGGCAUCCAUGGCAACAGCGCCAACGAGAAGGAGGCCAUGCAGGGGCUGAACGGCCGCCUGGCCAGCUACCUGGACAAGGUGCGUACUCUGGAGCAUUCCAACGCAGAUCUGGAGAUGAAGAUUAAGAAGCUGAUGAUCGACCGCAUCCCCAAAGGGCAUGACCUGGACUCCAUGAUGGCCCAGGCCCAUUCUGUGGAGCUAGAGGUGAGGAAAAGGACUCUGGAGAAUGCCCGUCUCCUGCUGGAGAUCGACAACGCUAAGCUAGCUGCAGACGACUUCAGGAUCAAGUGGGAGACCGAGCUGGUGAUGUGCCAGUCGGUGGACAGGGACUGUGUGGCCCUGAAGAAGGCCAAGACGGACCAUGAGCAGAUCAUCUCCACCCUCAGAGGGGACCUGGACAGCCUGAAGGAGGAGCUCUACUUCCUCAAGAAGAACCACCAGGAGGAGCUGGAGCAGUUUAGGUCUCGUAUCGCCAAGGACGAGGUGAACGUGGAGCUGGACUCGUUCCAGGGCCCCGACCUGGGGGAGGUCCUGGCCGGGCUGCGCUCCCAGUACGAGGGCAUCGUCCACAAGAACAAGGAGCAGGCCGAGCAGUGGUCCCGCAAGAAGCUGGAGGUGGUGCAGCACGAGGUGAAGGAGAGCAACGAGGCGCUGCGCACCGCCCAGGCCGAGCUGGUGGACCGCCAGCGCUUCCUGCAGACCCUGGAGGUGGAGAUGGAGGGCCUCCACAAGCAGGUGUCCGCCCUGGAGGGAAACCUGGGCGAGACGGGCCAGAAGUACUCAGGGGAGAUGGAGAGACUGCAGUCCACCCUGAGCCAGAUGGAGGAGGACCUGUCCCAGCUCAGACUGGACAUGCAGCGCACCAAGACCAGCUAUGAGCAGCUGCUGCGCAUCAAGCAGAACCUGGAGAUGGAGAUCGCCACCUACAGGCGGCUGCUGGAAGGGGAGGAAACAGUUAAGGCCAUUCCAGUCGUACCAAAAAAGGAGCCUGACGUGCGCACCAGGAAGAUCGUGAAGGUGGUGACUCAGACCAUGAUCAACGGCAGUGUGGAUGAGUCCAGCGAGCUGGAGCAGAUAGAGGAGGACCAAGCAAUAGAGUUAGAGAGAUGGAGGGAGGGAUGGAGAGGGCAGGGGAGCUAA